Messenger RNA from Drosophila sulfurigaster albostrigata, 4698 nucleotides. RefSeq names its product cleavage and polyadenylation specificity factor subunit 1 (gene CPSF1). Bases 130 to 4527 code for a protein of 1465 amino acids. The record is from RefSeq and is a predicted model, not a curated record. NCBI's taxonomy places the organism in Eukaryota, Metazoa, Arthropoda, Insecta, Diptera, Drosophilidae. Gene Ontology annotation, molecular function: protein binding; nucleic acid binding. The transcript is spliced from 2 exons. Gene Ontology annotation, cellular component: mRNA cleavage and polyadenylation specificity factor complex; nucleus.
UGGCAGAUGGAAAAACAGAUGUAAACAACGCCGGCAGCAGUCUUCUUCUUCGCUGAGGUUUUUGCGUGAAAAAUGUUUUAAUAAAUAGUUGAAUUGUUAACUUUAAUUUGUUUUCCAUAUCCCGCCGAAAUGUUUUCACUGUGCAAACAAACACACGCGGCCACAUCGAUUGAGUUCGCGAUUUCGUGCCGAUUUUUCAACAAUGUCGAGGAGAAUUUGGUGGUCGCCGGUGCCAAUGUGCUCAAGGUGUACCGCAUUGCGCCCAACGUGGAUGCAGUGCAACGUCAAAAGCUUAAUCCCAGCGAAAUGCGUCUGGCACCCAAAAUGCGACUUGAGUGUCUCGCCAGCUACACGCUGUACGGCAAUGUGAUGUCGCUGCAAAGUGUUUCGUUGGCGGGCGCCAUGAGGGAUGCGCUACUGAUCAGUUUUAAGGAUGCAAAGCUAUCGGUGUUGCAGCUCGACGCAGAUACACAAACAUUAAAGACCUUAUCCCUGCAUUACUUUGAGGAGGAUGACAUACGUGGCGGCUGGACGGGACGCUAUCAUGUGCCCGUGGUUCGUGUCGAUCCCGAUGCACGUUGCGCUGUAAUGCUCGUCUACGGCAAGCGACUGGUGGUGCUUCCCUUUCGAAAGGAUAACAGCCUCGACGAAAUUGAGCUGGCCGAUGUAAAGCCUAUCAAGAAGGCGCCCACAGCGCUCGUCACACGCACUCCGAUUAUGGCCUCUUAUCUUAUUGCGUUGGCCGAUCUCGAUGAGAAACUGGAUAACGUGCUGGACAUACAGUUUUUGCAUGGCUACUACGAGCCAACGCUGCUCAUACUCUACGAGCCCGUACGCACCUGUGCCGGUCGCAUUAAGGUGCGCUCCGACACUUGUGUGCUCGUGGCCAUUUCGCUGAACAUUCAGCAGCGAGUUCAUCCCAUCAUCUGGACAGUAAACAGUCUGCCCUACGAUUGCCUUCAGGUCUUUCCUAUACAGAAGCCCAUUGGCGGCUGCCUGGUGAUGACGGUCAAUGCGGUCAUCUAUCUGAAUCAGAGCGUGCCGCCGUAUGGCGUAAGUCUCAAUAGUUCGGCGGAUAAUAGCACCAGUUUCCCUCUGAAGCCACAGGACGGCGUACGCAUCAGCUUGGACUGCGCUAAUUUCGCGUUCAUUGAUGUGGACAAGUUGGUCAUCUCGCUGCGCACCGGUGAUCUUUAUGUGCUCACGCUCUGCGUCGACUCAAUGCGAACUGUGCGCAAUUUUCACUUUCACAAGGCGGCUGCCAGUGUGUUGACCAGUUGCAUCUGUGUCUGUCACACUGAGUAUAUAUUCCUUGGCUCACGGCUGGGCAAUUCGCUGCUGUUGCAUUUUACGGAAGAGGAUCAGAGUACUGUCAUCACACUGGACGAUCAUGUGGAAGCUGCUGCUGCAGUAGAGCAGCAACUUAACAACAAUGAGCUAACGCCGCCGCAACAGUUGGACGAGGACCUGCCAGUCUACGAUGUGGAACAACUCGAUUUGCCACCACAAUCCAAAUCACGUCGCAUCGAAGACGAAGAACUUGAGGUGUAUGGCUCGGGGGCCAAAGCGUCCGUGCUGCAGUUGCGGAAGUUUAUCUUCGAGGUCUGCGACAGUCUCGUCAAUGUGGCGCCCAUCAAUUAUAUGUGCGCUGGCGAACGUGUAGAGUUCGAGGAAGAUGGCACCACUUUGCGUCCACAUGCCGAGUCACUCAACGAGUUGAAGAUUGAACUGGUUGCCGCCACGGGGCAUAGCAAGAAUGGAGCACUAUCCGUGUUUGUGAAUUGCAUUAAUCCGCAGAUCAUAACCAGCUUUGAACUGGAUGGCUGCCUCGAUGUGUGGACGGUGUUCGAUGAUGCCACACGAAAAUCGACAACUGCCCGCCAAGAGCAACAUGAUUUCAUGCUGCUGUCACAGCGUUCGUCGACGUUGGUGUUGCAGACGGGCCAGGAGAUCAAUGAGAUUGAGAACACGGGCUUCACCGUCAACCAGCCCACCAUCUAUGUGGGUAACCUUGGCCAGCAGCGCUUCAUAGUGCAGGUCACCACUAGGCAUGUGCGUUUGCUGCAGGGCACACGCCUCAUUCAGAAUGUGCCCAUCGAUGUGGGUUCGCCAGUGGUGCAGGUCUCCAUAGCUGAUCCCUAUGUCUGCCUGCGUGUCCUCAAUGGUCAGGUGAUAACGCUGGCCCUGCGUGAGACUCGCGGCACUCCGCGUUUGGCAAUCAACAAGCACACGAUCAGCAGCUCACCGGCUGUGGUGGCGAUAGCUGCGUACAAGGAUGUGUCCGGGCUGUUUACGUGCAAAGCAGACGAUGUGCUCAAUCUGACGGGCAGCUCGGGCAGUGGAUUUGCCAAUAGUUUUGGUGGCUACAUGAAGGCCGAACCGCAUAUGAAAGUGGAGGACGAAGAGGAUCUGCUGUAUGGCGAUGCGGGCAAUGCCUUCAAGCUCAACAGCAUGGCCGAUCUGGCCAAGCAAUCGAAGCAGAAGAACACGGACUGGUGGCGUCGUCAACUGGUGCAAGCCAAACCCAGUUAUUGGUUGGUGGUGGCACGUCAAAGUGGCACACUAGAAAUCUACUCCAUGCCGGAUAUGAAGCUCGUCUAUCUGGUUAACGAUGUGGGUAAUGGCGCCCUGGUUUUGACUGAUGCCAUGGAGUUUGUGCCCAUCUCACUGACGCAGGAGAACUCUAAGGCGGGCAUUCUACACGCCUGUAUGCCGCAACAUGCAAAUUCACCGCUGCCACUGGAACUGAGCCUUGUUGGUUUGGGGCAGCAUGGUGAGCGACCAUUGUUGAUGGUACGCACGCGUCUGGAGCUGCUCAUCUAUCAGGUGUUUCGCUAUGCCAAGGGGCAUCUGAAGAUACGCUUUCGCAAGCUGGAGCAAAUGCAUCUGCUGGAUCAGCAACCAAGUCACAUUGAGCUCGACGGCGAUGGCGACAAUGACGAUGAGGAGGCCGAGUCCUACAACAUGCAACCGAAAUACGUGCAGAAAUUGCGCUACUUUACCAACGUGGGCGGUCUCUCGGGGAUUAUGGUGUGUGGCGUGAAUCCCUGCUUUGUGUUCCUCACGUCACGCGGUGAGUUGCGCAUUCAUCGCUUGCUGGGCAAUGGCGACGUGCGCAGCUUUGCGGCCUUCAACAAUGUGAAUAUACCCCAUGGCUUCCUCUAUUUCGACACCACCUACGAGCUGAAGAUAUCGGUGCUGCCCAGCUAUUUGAGUUACGAUGCGGCGUGGCCGGUGCGAAAGGUGCCGCUUCGUUGCACGCCCCGACAGCUUGUCUAUCAUCGAGAGAAUCGCGUGUAUUGCUUGAUCACACAGAAGGAGGAACCAAUGACGAAAUACUAUCGCUUCAAUGGCGAGGACAAGGAAUUGUCGGAAGAGAGUCGUGGCGAACGUUUUAUCUAUCCCAUUGGAUCGCAGUUCGAAAUGGUCUUGAUUUCGCCAGAGACCUGGGAGAUUGUGCCCGAUGCAUCGAUUCAAUUUGAGCCCUGGGAGCAUGUGACGGCCUUCAAAAUAGUCAAACUCUCAUACGAGGGCACACGGUCGGGUCUUAAGGAGUAUCUCUGCAUUGGCACCAACUUCAACUACAGCGAGGACAUUACCAGUCGAGGCAACAUUCAUAUUUACGACAUUAUUGAAGUGGUGCCGGAACCUGGCAAACCAAUGACUAAAUUCAAGCUGAAGGAAGUCUUCAAAAAGGAGCAGAAGGGACCCGUUUCCGCCAUUUCUGAUGUGGUUGGAUUUCUGGUCACUGGUCUGGGUCAGAAGAUCUACAUUUGGCAACUGCGAGAUGGCGAUCUCAUUGGCGUGGCCUUCAUUGAUACCAAUAUCUAUGUGCAUCAGAUCAUCACAGUAAAGUCGUUAAUCUUCAUUGCGGACGUCUACAAAUCGAUCAGUUUGCUGCGCUUCCAGGAGGAGUAUCGCACCCUUUCGCUCGCCUCGCGUGAUUUCAAUCCAAUGGAAGUCUUUGGCAUUGAGUUUAUGGUAGACAAUUCGAAUUUGGGCUUUCUUGUCACCGACGCCGAGCGUAAUCUCAUCGUCUACAUGUACCAACCGGAGGCACGCGAGUCCCUCGGUGGCCAGAAGCUGCUGCGAAAGGCAGACUAUCAUUUGGGCCAGGUGGUCAACACUAUGUUUCGCGUGCAAUGCCAUCAACGUGGUCUGCACCAGCGCCAGCCAUUCCUCUAUGAGAACAAACAUUUCGUUGUCUAUGGCACUUUGGAUGGCGCACUCGGUUACUGUGUGCCCCUUCCGGAGAAGGUCUACAGACGAUUCCUCAUGUUGCAGAAUGUGCUCUUGUCGUAUCAGGAUCAUUUGUGUGGCCUGAAUCCAAAGGAAUAUCGCACCAUCAAGUCUGUGAAGAAGAUGAGCAUUAACCCAUCGCGCUGCAUCAUCGAUGGUGAUUUAAUUUGGUCGUAUCGUCUGCUCGCUCACUCCGAGCGCAGCGAAGUGGCGAAAAAGAUUGGCACACGCACCGAGGAGAUACUUGCCGAUCUACUGGAGAUCGAACGUCUAUCGGCUGUCUUCUAGAGCCCUCUGUAAAGUUAUUAUCGUUAAUUGUAGCUGCAUAAGUCUAUUCCUAGCUAAGUUACGCCAAGUUGCAUCUACUCCUUAGUCCGACUUAAAUUAGUAGUAGUAGCAACAAAGUAAUUUGUUAAAUAAACCGAUUUGUAGACUGUCAAAUUGUCAACAACUAUGACU